AUGCAAAUUAAACAUCCUGUUUUGGUUUUAAAAAAAAAAGUAAAGGAACGAAUAGAAUAUAAAAUAAAAUGGAAUACAGGUUCGAUUACUUAUGAACCAAUGGUUGAACUUACACCAGAAAUGCUUCAAAUAGUCAAUUAAUGGGAAUUGAAUGAACAUUAAAAAAAGAAUGUUAAGUCCAUUGAAAAGAUUAAUACAAAAACAACAAAAAUUAUUGAAGAACAAUUAAAAUACAGAAUGGAUAUUGAAAAACCAAAACCGACUCCCCAUAAAGAGAGAAGUUCAGAAAAGGGUUAUGUAAAAUCUUUAAGAAAAAAUGAUGGAAAAAUAGAAUUUUGGAUAUAUAUACAUGAUGAAGGUAUAGAAAGAUGGGUUACUUUGGAAGAAGUCAAAAAUAGAAUGCCAAUAGCUUUAUGUGAUUAUCUUUUAUAAAAGGUUAAGUUUGGAGGUAAGUGA
Molecule: messenger RNA, 456 nt
Organism: Paramecium pentaurelia
Lineage: Eukaryota; Ciliophora; Oligohymenophorea; Peniculida; Parameciidae
Source: the annotation of a GenBank genome assembly